UUACGUCCCGUAGCGUUCUCUCUCUCUCUCUCUCUCUCUCUCUCUCUCCUUCACUGUCACUUGUUACAGGUCCCGUAAUUGGAUGACGUCGCGGCCAGUCAUCGGAGUCUCGCGACAUCCCGAGAACCAAUGAGACGCUAGUGGGCGCGUAUAAAGACCCGGAUGCGACACGAGCGCGGGAGAAGCGUUUGCUUUGUUUUGUUUGCUCUCCUGCGUUUGCUGUCGUGUUUUUGCUCUUGUUUAGUUUGAUUUGUUUAUUGUGUGUUUUCUUCACUUGAAACUGUGUUCAUCAUGCCCUACUACUGAUACUGUGAUUAUGGCGUGACUCGACUCUUGAUUUGUCAGAGUUUGUUCAAGUCCUUCUCCGAUACAUAGUGAUGGGACCAGGUUAGUAUGUCACGUGACUUACACCUCGCAACACGUAGAGUAAAGUUGUUUAAACACACUAGUUUAGGAGCGGGUGCCAAUUUAUGUAUUUAUGUUUGUUAGUUAGUGUAGAUAGCGGUGUUCUACACUGAAGAUGUUAUUUUCCUUGCUUUCUUUUGAUUAGUUUAGAAUUUGUUGGGGUUUAGUUAACUUGUUUUGUUUUAUUGAUUUUUUUUGUUUUAGCACCGCUCUCGUCCCUCGCUUUGUUAUCGUUUAUUUUACUUUUGUACAUAAUUUGUAAAUAGGUAUUUGUUUGUUUUGGAUGUAUGUUUGGUUCACUGCUUAUUGUAUCAUUGGUGUUUUGUUACAUUGAAUUAUUUUUCCCUUACUAAAAGCAACUACAAAUUUAGUUCUUCUCUGCCUGUUUCUUUACUACACACAUCACAUCUCCUUAAUAAAUGAGUCCAUUCUUUUAACAGCUUUUUAAUAGUUAAUCUUUUCUCAUGUUACGUCUCCAUAUCCUCUAGACGCCAGGGGGACGUAACAUAAUUGGGGGCUCGUCCCAAAGCGAUGCUGUCUCCUUUGUUAAGGAAUAAGGUGUGUGUGGUUACAGGCAGAAUUUUGUGUGAAUGCAGGUUGAGCAAAUUUGGUCUCGUGGCAUAUGUUGAUGAGUUUUGAUGGCGUUUAACUUGCAGAGCUUUGUUAAUAAUCCCUCAUUAGAGGUGAUUGAGAAGUGCAGAAAAGAUGAGUUGUUAAUUAUAGCUAACCACUUCCAAAUUGCGAUUCCAAAGCAAACUUUAAAAAAGAAAAUUAAAGCUGAAUUGAUUGACUGCUUAAUUGACUCUGGAGUGUUAAGCUUGCCGGUGGUAGACCGAGGGGCAGAUCUUGCGGGCAUGGAGCAGAAUGCUGGGAAGGUAGGUGAAGGUGAGGGCGAGUUAGUCACAGCGGAGGCGGAGGCUACCGUUGGGGCAACUCUUCCACCUUUUGAACCUUUUUCACCAGUCUCUCCCAGGUCAACAGGGGAGGCGCAGUUGAGAGUGCGGAUUGAACGGCUCCGUAUGGAAGCUCGAGAAAGAGCACAAUCCCGCCAAGCAGAACUAGAUCUGCGUCUACAGGUGCGCAAGCUCGAAAUUGAAGCCGAUAAGGAGGUUAAGCUUCGACAGUUGGACAUCGAGGCGGCGAAGGCUGCUGCGGUUUCCUCUGUUCCACAGAACUCUUCAUCGAACUACAAUCUUGAGAUCCGGUACAAGAAGGGUACAGAUAAUGUCGUGGCAGACGCUCUGUCUCGGGUCUAAGGAAGAGUACCUACUGGUAUAGGUUGGUUCUAUCAAACAUGUGUAUGUUUGUUUUUUAAGGGUGGGGGUGUUACGUCCCGUAGCGUUCUCUCUCUCUCUCUCUCUCUCUCUCUCUCUCUC
Molecule: messenger RNA, 1781 nt
Organism: Megalobrama amblycephala (Wuchang bream)
Lineage: Eukaryota; Metazoa; Chordata; Actinopteri; Cypriniformes; Xenocyprididae
Exons: 2
Coding region: 1044-1661 (205 amino acids)
Source: RefSeq, a predicted model, not a curated record